AUGUCAUCGCUGGUGAAGAAUCUAAAAAGUUUAACACCAAGUGUGCCUCGAGCUAUCGUCACUUGGGACAAAGCCGAAAGAAUUCGGAGAAACGAAGAAAUUUUCAAAGAUCAAGAAAGUGUUGUUCACCGAUUACCCGAUCACUACAAGAAAAGAUAUUGGGAGAUGAUUUUGUCUGACAAAGCUCCUGUCCACUACAGCCCACCAAAUUCUCGAGUCGCUUAUGAUUCUUUCAAAAAUCAAGAAGUCCAGCUUGAAAAUAAUCCGAUCGUUGGUAUUCGAACUCCAGAAGGCGAUCAAGGAUUGUGGGGUGGUGAGAGAGUCGUUAAAGGAUGGAUCGAAUCGGCGCCAUACACAAAGAAAAAAAUUUUGCCAAGAUACUGGGUUCCGAAACUAUUUUUCCCUGCUCUCAAGACCGUUGUUCUUCACUCCGAAAUUCUCGAUAAGUAUAUGAAAGUCACAGUUACUGAGCGAGCAAUGAGGCUGAUCGAUGAGAACUUCGGACUAGAUUAUUAUAUUCUGAAAAGCAAAGAAAUCGAUUUGGAUUCCAAAUUCGCUAAUUUGUUGAAACGCGAGAUGCUUCUCACGCUUGCAGCUGGGACCUACUACGACUAUGACGAUGACAAGAAGGCAUAUAUCAAAGAAAAGUAUUCAGAAUUUUGUAUUCCCGAGGAAGAAGCUGAAUGGAUCGGGUUAGAAUUGAAUGAGGCAGCCAGAAAACAACAAGAUUUAGAGGAUUCCGUAGCGCCAGUGCCACUUAAAUAUGGACUAGAAAAAUCUCUCGUUGAACGUCUUCGAAACGGCACUGACGACAUUUCCCAAGAAUUGGAGAAUCCAGAAGGACCAGUGAGAACAGAAUCAAAGUUCGGAGAAAAAAUGCUUGGAAAAUAUUUGAACCCGAUUGGAAAGAAACUUCGAAGUGCCACCAAUUAA
This is a messenger RNA of Caenorhabditis briggsae, 933 nucleotides long. It is a transcript of the gene Cbr-mrpl-28, whose product is annotated as Protein CBR-MRPL-28. Lineage: Eukaryota; Metazoa; Nematoda; Chromadorea; Rhabditida; Rhabditidae. Gene Ontology annotation, molecular function: structural constituent of ribosome. Gene Ontology annotation, cellular component: mitochondrial large ribosomal subunit. The record is from RefSeq and is a predicted model, not a curated record. The transcript has 4 exons. Bases 1 to 933 code for a protein of 310 amino acids.